Tachysurus vachellii is the source of this 1511-nucleotide messenger RNA. Its product is annotated as golgin subfamily A member 6-like protein 25. Lineage: Eukaryota; Metazoa; Chordata; Actinopteri; Siluriformes; Bagridae. The record is from RefSeq and is a predicted model, not a curated record. The transcript has 8 exons. The coding region runs from base 113 to 1468 and encodes 451 amino acids.
ACAGAACCGACACGGAAUUGGGUUCAAAUCACCGCGGACCUUUCAGAUGUCUGUUGUACACUGAGAGAGUAAUGUGUUUGUUGUGGUUACUCUGAUCCUCGGAGAGAUAAAAAUGGUUGUUUACAGUCUAUUUAAUUCCGUUGUAUUGGAUCUUCUACUGCGCCACCUGCUGUUAGUCGCCGGAGCUGCAGUCGUGACAGUCUGCAUUUAUUAUUAUGUCCAACGGGACGAUGGAGGACAAACCACCGAGGACACCGAGGACACCACCGUCCCCGAAGACCCAGUUUAUGAACAGACCACGGAACCGGCUCUGGUCCGACACACAGAGGUUGUUCAGGACCAGAUGAUGGAGGCUGAGGCUGAGGCUGAGGAGAAGAUUCAGGAGCUGGUGGUGCCCAAGAUUCAGCUGGAGGACAGAGUGAAGGAGCUGGUGGUGCCCAGGAUUCAGCUGGAUGACAGAGUGAAGGAGCUGGAGGAACUACUCUGUGAGGCACACAAAAGCUAUGACCUGAAAAGUAAGGUCAUUCUGGCUAAAGCAGAGAAGAAACAUCAAAAGGAUGUGAAGACCAUCACUCAGCUGAAGAAGCAGAAUUCUGACCUGACAGAAAGGGUGGAGGCACUGAGAGAAACAUUGAAGAAAACAAAGAACCGUCUCUUUGAGUCUAACAUCAUAUUUGAUGAUAUGUUUAACGAGCAAGAUCAAGAGGAACACCUCAUCCUACAAUCAGUGAACCAAGAGAUGCAGUACACCAUCGUUCAGAUGGAGGUGGAGAGAUCUGAAAAGUUAAUCCAGAUAGAGAACCAGAAAAACAAAAUGAAGGACCUGGGAAACCUGGUCUUUGACAUGAACAUAGAGAUUGAUCAUCUAACGAAUGAGCAAAAGCGAGCACGGGAGGCUUACGGCAUCCUCCGGGCUGAAAAUAUGAAGAUGAAGAAGACCAUCACUCAGCUUGAAGAGGAGAACAGUGAGAUGAAGAAGACCAUCACUCAGCAGCAGGAGGAGAACAGUGAGAUGAAGAAGACCAUCACUCAGCAGCAGGAGGAGAAUAAUGAGAUGAAGAAGACCAUCACUCAGCUGGAGGAUAACAGUGAGAUGAAGAAGACCAUCACUCAGCAGGAGGAGAACAAUGAGAUGAAGAAGACCAUCACUCAGCAGGAGGAGAACAAUGAGAUGAAGAAGACCAUCACUCAGCUGGAGGAGGAGAACAGUGAGAUGAAGAAGAACAUCACUCAGCUGGAGGAGGAGAACAGUGAGAUGAAGAUGACUCUGAUUCCCAAGGAGCAGUUACUGAAGAAACAGGAGCAACCUGCUGGGGCCAUUGAGAGAAGCACGGGAUCCACAUCAAAACUGAGUGAUGAAAAUGUAAAAAUCACAGAAAGUCGUGAGACUCCAAGUGAAAGAAUGAAGAAAAGAAGAAUGAAAAAAUUAAUAAAUGGAGAAAAGAAGAAAGAAAGAGUGCAACGUUAACAAAUAUGCAUCAGUUUCAACAGAAAAUUGAAGAGGACUUCCA